CGGCGCGCCCGGCACCCUCCGCAGUUGCACAGACGCUCCACGGUUGCACCGACUCUCUGCAGCACCGUGCAGCUCGGGAGUCUAGCUGGCCUGUUCUCCACGCAGGUGUACCGCGCGCUCCGCUCAGCCAUGUCGUCCGGCAGCCGCGUGGCGCUGGUGACCGGGGCCAACAAGGGCAUCGGCUUGGCCAUCGCGCGCGACCUGUGCCGCCAGUUCUCUGGGGACGUGGUGCUCACGGCCCGGGACGCAGCGCGGGGCCAGGCGGCCGUGCAGCAGCUGCAGGCCGAGGGCCUGAGCCCGCGCUUCCACCAGCUGGACAUCGACGACCUGCAGAGCAUCCGCGCCCUGCGCGACUUCCUGCGCACGGAGUACGGGGGCCUGGACGUCCUGGUCAACAACGCGGGCAUCGCCUUUAAGGUGGCUGACCCCACACCCUUCCAUGUUCAAGCGGAAGUGACCAUGAAGACAAACUUCUUUGGAACCCGAGACAUCUGCACAGAGUUACUGCCUCUAAUAAAACCCCAAGGCAGAGUGGUGAAUGUGUCUAGCAUGGUGAGUCUCAGAGCCCUUAAAAGCUGUAGCCCAGAGCUCCAGAAGAAGUUCCGCAGCGAGACCAUCACGGAGGAGGAGCUGGUGGGGCUCAUGAACAAGUUUGUGGAAGAUACCAAGAAGGGUGUGCACGAGAAAGAGGGCUGGCCCAACUCUGCAUAUGGAGUGACAAAGAUUGGCGUGACGGUCCUUUCCAGGAUCCAAGCCAGGAAGCUGAGUGAGCAGAGGAAAGGAGACCGAAUCCUCCUGAACGCCUGCUGCCCAGGCUGGGUUAGAACCGACAUGGCAGGACCCAACGCCACCAAAAGUCCAGAAGAAGGGGCAGAGACCCCCGUGUACUUGGCCCUUUUGCCCCCAGAUGCUGAGGGGCCUCAUGGACAGUUCGUUUCAGAGAAGAAAGUUCAGCAGUGGUGAAUUCCAUCCAUGGGCCCCAUUUAGUACCCUGUCUCGAUUUAACCCAAAGAUCAUUUACAAUGUGAAAAUUAUACCUAAAAUAGAAAUAGAAAAUAGAUCAAAAUAUCCCAAACAGUUGCUCACUAAUAUUCUACUAAUUGAUGUCACUCACCCAGUUGACUACUAAUUCUGUGAAGUUUUUUGUGAUUGUUUUUUUUGCUGUAGGGGGAAGAAAACAUGCAAUUACUGAAAAUUAUGACUGAAUGUUAAUAGGUGAAUAAAGGGUUCUUUAUAUAUG
Molecule: messenger RNA, 1240 nt
Organism: Nycticebus coucang (slow loris)
Lineage: Eukaryota; Metazoa; Chordata; Mammalia; Primates; Lorisidae
Gene: CBR1
Product: carbonyl reductase 1
Exons: 3
Coding region: 130-963 (277 amino acids)
Molecular function (GO): carbonyl reductase (NADPH) activity
Source: RefSeq, a predicted model, not a curated record